This is a messenger RNA of Plutella xylostella (diamondback moth), 2410 nucleotides long. NCBI's taxonomy places the organism in Eukaryota, Metazoa, Arthropoda, Insecta, Lepidoptera, Plutellidae. The record is from RefSeq and is a predicted model, not a curated record.
ACACGUCAAAAUAAUUUUUACUUUCGAUUAGAACGAAACGAAGAGAUGUUUUGAAAAUGAAUUUGUUGAUAAUUAAUCGUGUUUGGAGUGUCUAGAAAUUUCCUGUAACAUUAAUGUGACGAGCUGAAGUGAUUGUGUUGCUGUAGAUUGUUAGAACAUCAAGAUGAAGGCCCUACUGGCCACUGUUAUUAGUCUGACUCUUACGGUCGUGGUUAUCGGCAAUGCCUAUUACCAGAAGAAACAGUUUUAUCCCUCGGUGGUGUACCUGACUAAUUCCAACCCUAGUAUGGCUGUGAUGUACUUGCAAGCUUUUAUUUUAGUUCUUUUAAUUGGAAAGCUUAUGAGGAAAGUAUUCUUUGGAACACUAAGACCAGCAGAAUUUGAGCACUUAAUAGAGAGGUCAUGGUAUGCCAUCACAGAGACAUGUCUAGCCUUCACAGUGUUCCGAGAUGACUUCAACCCUAAGUUCAUAGCUCUGUUCACUGUGCUGCUCUUCCUGAAAGCAUUCCAUUGGUUGGCCGAAGACAGGGUUGACUAUAUGGAGCGGAGUCCAGUCAUUGGCCUGGUGUUCCACGUGAGGAUCCUCUCCCUCCUCAUGCUGCUGGCACACCUGGACAUGUACUUCAUAGUGCACGCGUACCAGGUCACCAUGGCCAAGGGACCUUCGGUGCAACUGGUCUUUGGCUUUGAGUAUGCCAUACUGAUCAUCAUGAUUGCCAAUAUACUUAUCAAGUACAUCCUGCACGCCAUAGACUCCCGCUGGGAGGCGCCCUGGGAGUCCAAGGCCGCGGUCCUGCUGUACACGGAGCUGGCAGUGAACUUCCUCAAGGUGCUGCUGUACAUCGGCUUCGUCACCGUCAUGGUGCGCAUCUACACGCUGCCGCUGUUCGCGUUCCGGCCCAUGUAUGAGACUAUGAGGAGUUUCAAGAAAGCGUACAACGACGUGGUCCUCUCCCGCCGAGCUAUACGCAACAUGAACACCCUGUACCCGGACGCGACGGCGGCCGAGCUGGCAGCGGCGGACAACGAGUGCAUCAUCUGUCGCGAGGACAUGCACAGCGGUGCGAAAAAGCUGCCAUGCAACCACAUAUUCCACGCGGCGUGUCUCCGCCUGUGGUUCCAGCGGCAGCAGACGUGCCCGACCUGCCGGCUGAACGUGCUGCGCGCGCCCGAGCCGCCCACCGCCGCGCCCGCGCCGCCCAAUGCGGCCCCGCCCCAUGUGCCCAACAUGCCGAACAUGCCGCUGCCCCAUAUGAACCUCAAUAUGCCGCAUAUGAACCUCAAUAUGCCGCCGAACUUGAACUUGCCGCCGAAUCUGCCGCCGCCGCCUCCUAUGAUGUCAUGGGGCGCGCCCCCGCCCCCGCCGCCGCCGCCCCCGCGCCCCGCCGGGCUCGCCACGCUUUCACUGGCUGAACUACAACGCAUGGAGGGAAACGAAAGAGCGAAUAUCGAGGCGAGGUUGCAAUUGCUGCAAGAGAUCCAAGCGAUGCUGGACGCGGCGGUGCUGCUGAUGCAGCAGUACUCCACGGUGGCCGCGCGGCACCCCGGCGCCACCGUCGCCACGCAGACUGACUCCGUUAAAGAGUCCCCAGAGCGGUCAGGGGCUGGCGAGGCGCCGGCGCCGGACUCCACGUCGCCGUCGGGACUCGACGCCCGGCCCAGUGCGGCCCAGCCCGGGCCCAGCAAGGACCUGCCCAGCUCGAGCGUUAUGAGCUCCACUAGCACUAGCAAUGACUCGACUGACGCCGCCGCCGAGGAGUUAAGAAGACGACGACUGCAGAAAUUCACAACGGAGAAAUGAGCCCACUUAAUUUUGAUUUUUUGUUUCACUUUACUAUAACAUAAUAUAUUUAAUAUUUAAUGUACAAAGCGUUUUAGUGACGUGUUAGCAUUGUGCAUCAAUCAAAAAUAAUGUAUUUAUGUUCAUGUAAAUAUAUUGGAUAUACACAUGAAUACAUUACAUCCCGAUUGCUUUUUGUUGCCGACUCCUCACAUCACAUCGUAAUUUUUGUUUGUAAGUUCUUAGACAAGUGAUGUUGGUCUUAUAGUCACAUUCCCGGGGUUCAUGAAAAUCGAGUAUAUACGUGAUCAACUAGAGUUGAUUGAAUAGUUGAGGUAUCAGUCACUUCUGUAGGCUGUCUGAACUAUUUCUUCCUAAUUUAUUACUCACAUGUAAUUUGCAAUAUUGUCUUGUUUAUGUAUGGGUUAAGUUGAGACAGCUACUGAUGUAUCAUGCAUUCACACUGUGUAUAAAGCACACAUUAUAUCAGAGUUUUUUUCAAAGAUGUUCAUCACCAUCUAUGUUAAGAUAGGUAGAUUAUGUUAUCCCAAUCCUGAUAAGCCAAAAUAUUUUGAGACAAAAUCUAGCUUAUCUACUUUUAGAAAAUAAAAUAAGAAAAGUUUCAAAGUC